AUGCAUUCAGGUCAAGACAAGAGGUACAAAACUGUUAACGACGAACGAUUUAAUGGCAGCAGUGGGCGAAACAUUCCAGAAUGCCCUAAAUGUACCAAACGUCAUCUCGACGAGUGUCGCGCAAAAGCAUGCUACAAAUGUGGAAAGGAAGGACAUAUCAAACGGAAUUGCCCACUGUGGGGACAGACUGGGAACAAAGCAGAACCCAAGAAAGACGACAAGUAUGUCCCAACCAGAGUUUUUUCCAUCACUCAAGCAGAAGCUGAGGCCAGUCCUUCGGUUGUAUCAGGUCAGAUUCCUAUGGCCAACACCACUUGUAAAGUUUUGUUUGAUUCUGGUGCAACUCAUUCUUUUAUUGCUAGUACAAUUGUUAAUCAUAUAAAUGCACCAAGUGAAUUAUUUACUAUGGGGUUUGGGACCAUGUUACCAUCUGGGGAGGUUGUAAUCUCUAGAAAUUGGCUUAGGGGUAUACCUGUUAGGAUAGAUGGUAGGGAAUUAUUUGUAGACCUGAUUGUAUUAGAUUUAUUUGAUUUUGAUGUAAUCUUGGGCAUGGAUUUUCUUACCAAAUAUGGAGCAUCAAUUGACUGCAAGCAAAAGAAAGUUGUUUUCACACCAGAAGAUGGAGAGACAUUCGAGUUCAGGGGGUAG
Messenger RNA from Cannabis sativa, 648 nucleotides. RefSeq lists its product as uncharacterized. The coding region runs from base 1 to 648 and encodes 215 amino acids. Gene Ontology annotation, biological process: proteolysis. Lineage: Eukaryota; Viridiplantae; Streptophyta; Magnoliopsida; Rosales; Cannabaceae. The transcript has a single exon. Gene Ontology annotation, molecular function: aspartic-type endopeptidase activity; zinc ion binding; nucleic acid binding. The record is from RefSeq and is a predicted model, not a curated record.